GCCAGGACGACGUCCAGUGUCUGCUUGUUGCCUGCGAGUUGGCGGCCGAGGCCGUUCGGUUUGAGGCUCUCUCGUAUGUUUGGGGCGACCCCUCCCGGAAGACUCCUAUCCAGAUCAAACGGGCUCACCCUGCACAUCGGCGAGAAUCUCAGGAGUACGCUCCUCAACCUUCGGGCUCGCCGAUAAAGCUCCGGUCGUCUGGGUGGACGCCAUCAGCAUCAACCAACAAGAUCCCAAGAGAGGGUCCAACAGGUUCGCCUCAUGGGGGAUAUUUAUCGCGGGGCAACUCAGAGAGUGUUGUGGUUGGGGGACGCCGUCAGCCAUCCCGGCCGGGAUAAGGACACGGCGCGUGCUUUCCAUGUCGUCAAGAGACUUGCGCAGGACGCGGCGGACGUCAGGAGGAACCCGCUCAGAAAAGUCGAGUACCAAAAGGGUGCAGUCUUCGACGAAUUCAAAUUUGACGGAUCCGUGGAGAGCAUCUUCUUUGAAAAUCCGUGGUGGCGGCGAGCGUGGACGGCUCAGGGAAUCGUCCUGGCCAGGCGGGCGCUGCUGGUCAGCGGUCGCUACCAGGUCGAUGGGGACCUGUUCCGCUCGGCCAUGCAUCACAGCGCGGCUUUGGGCAUAGCGCCUUGGAACCACUUAGUCUUUGGAAACUAUGUCGAUCCUCCCACGACGCCGUUUUGGAAGAUCUACUCGGCCUUGGGUUUCGCCAACGGCAGGCUAAGCGCUCUGGGGAUUGCGCCAGAUUAUCGAAAGCCAGUUCGGGAUGUCUACCGAAACGCGCAGAGGAGACUGCUGGAGGUGUCCGGAAAUCUGGACAUGCUCGGGCUAUGCUUCCCGUUCACAACACCCGGGACCUUGUGGUUGCCCUCUUGGGUCCCGGACUGGGGCCCGGCCAACAGGAUGGCUUGA
This is a messenger RNA of Parathielavia appendiculata, 912 nucleotides long. RefSeq lists its product as uncharacterized. The transcript is spliced from 2 exons. The record is from RefSeq and is a predicted model, not a curated record. NCBI's taxonomy places the organism in Eukaryota, Fungi, Ascomycota, Sordariomycetes, Sordariales, Chaetomiaceae. Bases 262 to 912 code for a protein of 216 amino acids.